AUGCGGUCGGCCUACGUCCUCCACAAGUGCCCUAAGUCGCCGGCUGCUUCCUCUGCUCCGGGAGAUACCUCUUCGCGCUUUUGCUGCGAUUGCAAAAUCCUCUUCGUUAACAAGAAAGCGCUCCGGGAGCACAAUAACAACAUCCACAAUCCAUUGAGGCCCGCCCAGCCUAGUGUCCCUGUGGCGAAAGCUGCUCCUCCAACGCAGCAGCCGAAGACCGCUGAUGCAAGCAACUCCUCUUCCUGUGUGAGGAAUUUGAGUGGUGCUCUCGGAGUGUCUACUCCAUCUACUCCACCUACUCCACCGGAGCCUAGGCCUCUGUUGCCCUGUGCGGACUGCAACUUCCUGGCCAAAACAAGGAAGGGGUUGCGGUUCCACAGGUAUCGACAACACUCUGUCCCGAUAGCCAAGAGGUCAAUAUCAAGAUCGCAGGAGCACGCUCUGCCUCCCACCCCACAGGAUGCCAAAAUAGUUUCUCCACCUUCCUCGGGAGCCUAUAACACGAUUCACCCAGACCGAGCCGGCUGUAGUUCUGAUCAGAUAAAUUCAACUCUGCCCAGCAACUCUCAGUCAGUGGUUCAGUCCCCGGAUCUCACGUAUGUUAGCCCUUCCUCUAGACAGAGCACGCGGCACACUCCUGCGCCAGAUAACAUCCCCUCGGAGUUGUGCAGGAUUGGAAAUUCAUUAAAUAUCCUGUUCCCUAUCGAAGGCUGCCUCUCCUGUCCUGAGUUAGACUGUUCCUCUUCGUUUGUGUCCAAGUCAUGGAACUCGAUGAAGGGGAACUUGCUGCGUCACUUCAGGAGGGAACACUCCAUUCAGAUCAAGAUUUCAUACUUUUGGUGCGCCCUGUGCAAGUGCCGCAUUGCAAAGGCGCCAUCGAGCCACUCGUGCCUGCAGAAUUCUGGGCCCAUUCUUCCCCCACUAGUGCCAUUUAAUUGGAGGUGUAACACCUGUCCGGCCUCCUUUACAUCUGAAAAUGGGCUGAAGAACCACUCUGCCAGCCACGUCAAGGAUUCCAUCGCUAGCUGUGGCCCCCAACUUCAACUCGCGGUGCCAAAGAGGAGAAGGAGACGUCGCUUGGGCGUUAAUCCUAACGCUGCGAGCAACGUGGACGAGAGCAUAUCUCAUCCCUCGGCUGUGCUCUUGCCCCCAAAUACCAUCCUGCCCACUCCUCCCCCCUCCAACAACGCAAAUGGAGAUGACACCAGUCUGCUUGCUCCGUACAUUGCGGUUUUGGAUGAGAUGUUAGCGGUGGAUCCUGACGAUAAUAGCUACAACUACUUCCAGUCCACCCUGGACCAGGCCCUUGCUGAGAUCUACUCGUCGGUUGUUCCUGGAGGCCCUGGCCGGCGAGGACAAUCUAAAUCAGGAGAUGAAAGAAUUGAUAUUGAGAAUGCAGAGGUCUGCCAGAAGCUGUAUAGAAGAAACCGGCGAAGGGCGAUCAGGGAGAUCACUGGUGUCUCUGGGGAUAGAUGUUGUGUUCCCACCUCCACCCUGGAUGCCUACUUCAGAGACGCUUGGGGUCAGACUUUGCCUCUGGCUUUUAUGCAGCUUGCUCCGACCAGCGGGAGCCCCUUCUUGCUUCACAGUUCACACCGGCAGAGUUGGAAAACCUCCACCACCAUCCUCCUGCCCAAAGCUGGCGAUCCUACUCUGCCCACUAACUGGAGGCCUAUUGCUCUAUCUUCUACGAUUUAUAAGAUCUUCACCAAGUGUCUCACGAGGAGACUUGACGCCGUAAGAUACCUGAAAAAAGACCUUUGCAUCGGGUGGCUCGAUGUGUCAAACGCGUUUGGCGCUCUUCCUCACCAAGCUAUCUUUGAGGCUCUCGAAGCCGUGGGGACUGGACCACUAUUUGUUGACAUCAUCCGAGACCUGUACAGAGGCUCGAGGACUAAGAUCCUUUCGGACGGCGGCGUGACGUCUGAUAUUCCCAUCCUUAGCGGGGUCAAGCAGGGGUGCCCUAUUAGUGGUCUCCUUUUUAACAUCUGCAUUGAUCCAGUCAUCAGGAGCAUACAAGGAGACCACGUAGAGCACAAAGUGCUGGCCUUUGAUGACGACUUGUGCCUCCUCGCCGCCAGUCCAGAUGAGCUCCAAAAUAACCUCGACUCUGUACAGGCUCAACUGGCGGCACUCGGCAUGGUAUUGAACCCAAAGAAGUCGGUGUCCCUUCACUUCUCUGGCUGCACCCCGGUCGGAGUUAAAAAUACGUGCUUCAGAGUUGGAAGCGAAAACAUCUCUCCACUAAAGGAAGGUGAAUUUACCAGAUUUUUAGGCAGACCUGUGGGUUUCAACGCCUGGCCUGACUUCAAUAGCUUGAAUGACCUGUCCGGCAUUGGGGCCAAGAUCCUUUCCUCUGCCCUUGCUCCAUGGCAGAGACUGGAUGCCCUCAAAUCUUUCUUUUUCCCGGCUCUCCAGUUCCCCAUGCGGACAGCGCAGUUCCAGAAAACUGCAUGGCAGGCGUUGGACUCCACAAUUAGAGGUGAAAUCAAGAACACCCUUGGCCUCCCGGAGAACGCGGCCAAUGCGUACCUGUAUGGCCACAAGAGCAAGGGCUCCUGCUCUAUACCGAUUGCCGCUGAGGAGUCAGAUCUUAAUAGGAUUGACACUGCUUUUAAGCUUCUGACUUCCUCAGACGAGGAAAUAGUACUUCUGGCCACUGAAGACCUUAGGCAGACCAUCUCACACAGGCUGAAGAUUCCGUCCCCUUUCGAUGCGAACCUGGAGGAUUUCCUGUCGGGGGUGAUGGAGGGCCCGUUCUCCACCUUCGACAACGCCUACUCCAACGUCUGGACUUGUGCCAGACUCGCCUUCAGACGCCUCGGAGUAGUGUGGGAAUUUGACGACGGAGUGCCAAGGGUCAAGUACAACGAAAUUGUUGUUCGUGCAUCUGGUAGGAGAAAAGUCAUCUUCUCCAUUAGGGACCGGUUGAGGAACAACCGAUCGACCGCUCUAAUCAACAAACCCAGUCAGGGUAAGGCAAUGGAGUGUGUGGCCCAGUCACCUGCAAGCUCACACUUCAUUGCUGAUGGCACCUAUACCCGCUUUGCUGACUGGCGUUUUGUUCACAGGACUAGAUUGAACCUCCUCCCCCUUAAUGGAAGCCAGGUAUGGAAGGAAGAUAAGAGGUGUCGGAGAUGCAACGAGGCUGACCUAGAGACUCUGCCCCACGUCCUCAACCACUGUAAGGGCAAGUCCCGUGGCUGGCAACUCCGGCACGAUACCAUCGUCGCAAGGGUAAAAAAGGCGCUCGCUACCAGGUGCACGAUAAUUUCUGAAAACCAAAGAGUGGGCCCCGACAAUCUUCGUCCCGACUUAGUGGUGCAGUCGGGGAACAGGGUUUUCAUAGUGGAUGUCACCAUUCCAUUUGAGAACAGAAUGGAGGGUUUCGAGAAGGCUAAACGCCUGAAGCACGAUAAAUAUGCGAGUCUUCUCCCCCUCUAUUCCUCAAAUGGAAUGCAGGCUGCAAUUAUACCUAUUGUUGUUGGAGCACUGGGAGCUUGGGAUCCCGAGAACGACAGGUUUCUGUCGAAAUACAUGUCGCGGGGCUACCUCAACAAGUUUCGUAAGUUGUGUGUCAGCGACUGCAUCAAGUGGUCUCGCGACAUAUACGUCGAACAUAUUUCUGGGCAUCGGCAAUUCACUGAUGGGGUUGAUCUCGCAGAACACCUGACCCCUCCGGAGCCACCAAGUGACUUGUAA
Argiope bruennichi is the source of this 3702-nucleotide messenger RNA. RefSeq lists its product as uncharacterized. Bases 1 to 3702 code for a protein of 1233 amino acids. The transcript has 3 exons. Lineage: Eukaryota; Metazoa; Arthropoda; Arachnida; Araneae; Araneidae. The record is from RefSeq and is a predicted model, not a curated record.